GGCUCUUCGGGCCGCGGCGGCUGCGGCUGCAAGAGUUCAUCGAGGUGGAAGGCUCGGGCGCGGAGCGCUGCUACCUGUGCGCCGCAGUGGAAAGAAGCUGGAUAAUCCUUUGUUUGUCUUUAUUUUUUAACCAUCUUAUAAAAAAAAGUCAGAAGCAAAGCAUGUUUUAACAUAAAUAAGAUAAAUCUAGUUGAGUUUCAGAAUAGAUUUUCAAAAUUCCAGGCAUAAUUUAGAUAAGAAAGAAUCUUGGUCCUUCAUCUGUAGCAUCACAUUGUGUUGUCAGAGGUGACAGUUAGAGUGAUCAGCUGCGUUAAUCUCAAAGCUGGCUUGGGGAAGUGCUCUGCCCAGCAGCUGGUAUGCUGGAUGUGCAGAAGUUGUUUCAAGCUGCAGUGCUUUUCACACUAAUUGUUUCAUGUUAAAGAAGUCUGAUCUUCUACACAGCACUCAGUGUAAUCAAUUAAUAAUGGUAGUUAUUACAAGGAAUGUCUGCACGCUCUUUUUAUUCUCAUUUCCUGUCUAAGUCAGAAAACAGUUAUUUCUACAAAGACAGCACUGAACAAUGUGAGGCUUUAAGAAGUAUUUUCAGUGUUACUUUGGGUAAGUGACAUAAAUACAUUUGAUAGGGAAGUGAGAGUUUUGUUUAAAAAUAAGUCUGUAAGAGAACGUCAUCCUCAGAACAGAAAGCAGUCAUACCCACAAGAGCCUUGGUAGUGAUUUGGCAGUUCUCUGACUUUAGUACCCCCAAGGAUUCACUGUCAAAGUAAUCAGGAUACGUGGAUUAUCCCCACGGUUCCAGUGCUGGAGUUGGGCCUUCACUGCACUGUUGUGUCUAAAAGUGAAGAAGUAGAAAUAUGUAUGGUAAAACACUUUCGAGAUCGAGAAGAGAAAUAUGAAGUAGUUGAAAAGUGGUUUUUAAAAGAUCUGGAGAUGAUUGAUGGAAAAGAAGCAGAUACUGAUAAUCCAUAUUUUGAUAUGCACUUUCACGAAGUCUACAGUAUGGAGGCAUACAGUUGUGCAUCUAAAUACACCUUUGCUCGAACGCUAAGCAAUCUGAAUGAAACGUAUCUUAAAAAGGACUUGAAGAUUGUGAACUUUGAUAGCACCUACCUAAACGAUGAUUCGAUCUGGUCAUCCAACAAUAGGGAUUGUUUAGUACUUAUGAGAAUAUGCUUCUAUGCUUCCAACCUUUUAUGUCUCUCCUUGUGUCCUUUGUCCUGAAGAUGUAUUUUAUAACAUUAAAGGGACUGGUUGAUUUUGCUAACCAGCAUUUUAUAAAUUAUCUGAUGAAAAUAACAAUAAAUGAUACGUGAUAUCUGCUUUUUAAUUUUACCUAUAAGUCCACAGAGGAACCUCUUUUUUUUUUAAUAUCCGUCUGACCAUUAAUUUAUAUGUGUUAGAAGGGCCUUACUGGCAAAUAGAAAUACAUGAGGCUUUCAAAAAAAAAAAGGACAGUGAUUCCUAAGUUCAGUGGUGGUUGUUAAUGUAAGAUAAGUUUACAGUUUGCUAUAUGUUUAUAGAGGUAUAAAUCAUUUUUCAUGAAUAGCUAGAAAUAUUGGUAAAUAUUUUAAGAGCAUUAGCAGUUCAUUUACAUCCUAAAGUAGAAAAAUAAAACAAGAAAAAUGAAUUUUGCACAAGAAUGAUGCAUGUUUUCAUUUUUCAAAUGUGUUGAAAUACAGAACUCUGUUAAAGAGAUCACACCUGCAUAAAUACAUGAAUCAAAUACUCAUCCUGAUGAAGUAUGGAGUUUUCCAUUUGUGUACUGUGGGACCAGUUUUUACCUAUGCACUUACAGUGAUUUUUCCUCCUGAAUAUCAAGUGCUCCCUUCGACCUUUCCAUUACUUAUGAUAUUGUCAUAGAAACAUAAAAUGGAUAUUUUGAAGCAGAAUUAUUUUAUUUGUCAGACCUUUGAAAUCUUUUUUUUUUUUUUUUUACAUCACUAGUGUUUCUUUCUUGCAACUUGUUUAUGUACAUGAACAGGCCUGGUUAGGGAAUAGCACCUGUUUAUGUCUCUUCUCUGCCUCAGGACUAAAAGUUAACAACAUUGUCUCACUCCAAUUUAUAGGAGGGAGAGGAGGUUCUUUUAUUAUCUGUAUA
Molecule: messenger RNA, 2095 nt
Organism: Centrocercus urophasianus (Greater sage-grouse)
Lineage: Eukaryota; Metazoa; Chordata; Aves; Galliformes; Phasianidae
Gene: EXOC1L
Product: exocyst complex component 1 like
Exons: 4
Coding region: 856-1218 (120 amino acids)
Source: RefSeq, a predicted model, not a curated record